Messenger RNA from Caenorhabditis sp. 36 PRJEB53466, 1421 nucleotides. The record is from the annotation of a GenBank genome assembly. NCBI's taxonomy places the organism in Eukaryota, Metazoa, Nematoda, Chromadorea, Rhabditida, Rhabditidae.
AUGUCAUUCGAUCUGGAAAGUUGUGAAAACUCCGAGGCGUCCGGAUGCUCAAUCGAAGACAAACUGCCGACGAAAAACUGUUUGAUACGUGGCAAAGAGGGCGUUUAUGCGGUCGGACGGAAGAUUGCUCAGGGCCGAUACGGAGCAGUUUACGAAGUGCUGCGAAGGGCCGACGGAAAGGCGUUCGCGUGCAAAUUGGAAAUCUGCGAGGCGCACUCGCACGGCCUGGACCAGGACUACAGUGUGAUGAAUAAGGCGGCGAAGCGGGGCGCCGAGCAUCUGGUGCGGAUGAUCGAUCGGGGAAAGAUCGAGGAACAUUUCAAGUUUAUCAUCAUGCCACUGGUGAGUUCCAUUACUCAGAUGGGGAUUGUCCAGUCAGUUUCAGCUCGGAGAAAACCUGAUGAACCUUCGAUUUCUGUUCGAAGACGGCCGAUUCUCCCUGUCCACGGGGCUCCGGCUGGCCCUUUUGGCCAUUCAACCCAUUCAGACUCUCCAUCAACUCGGAUACGUUCACAGAGAUAUCAAGGUAGGGACUAAAUAUCUGAAUUCAAAUUUCCUCGUUUCAUCCGAUCUUUCAGGCCUCCAACUUCUGUCUGGCCUCCCCGCACAGUCAGACUCAGACGCGGCCCGAAGACUUGAAACUCUUCCUCGUCGACUUCGGAAUCUGUCGGUCUUUCAAAGACAAAAGCGGAGAAUUGAAGACGCCGCGCACGGAAAUCAAGUUCAGAGGCACCAAUCGAUACGCCUCGUUGGCGGCCCAUUACGGGGAGGAACAGUCGCCGAAAGACGACAUGGAAUCGUGGUUUUACAUGAUGAUCGAGUUGAUUUCGGGUUAGUUAAUGGGAUACUGGGUUUAUCACAGCUGACAGUGAAGAUAUCAAAAUGAGGUCAACUGAGAAAAUGUACACAAUAUCUUAGUUAGUAUUUUGUUAGUUGAUCACUUUUUGAUAUCUCUACCGGAAACUGAGAUACAUUGUCUUGAAUAAACUUUUUUUUUCUAGGAAAUCUACCCUGGUCAUACAUGCAUCGCGAUCAAAACAAAGAAGUGGCGGCGAUGAAGGAGGCGUGUAGAACUACAGACGGCUCACUGAUAAUGAUGAAAUAUUGUCCGAGGGUAAGCUGCAAAAAGCGAAAAAGUUUCGGUGCCUCAUGCUGGAAUCGAACCAGCGACCUUCUGUUUACUAGACAGACGCUCUGCCACUGAGCCAAUGAGGCGCGUGGCGGGCGCUGGUCACCAAGGCCGUGAUAAACACUGCCAAAUCUCUGAUUUUCAGGUCGAAUUCCAUCGAAUUCAGGCCUAUCUGAUGGGACUGAAAUAUCAGAAUACGGUCGAUUACACGUUCAUUUCGGAGAUGGUCCAAUUGGCGAUGCGGAAUAACGGAGUACGGACCGGCGAGAAGUUCGAUUGGCAGGAACAAUGA